AUGACAAACAGCAGUUCCUUCCCUCGGCUCCAGGGCCAAUCACAGGACAGCACAGGUGCCUUUGGCCUGGCGGAAGCCAUCACCAACACUGUGCUGAUCAUCUUUUACUUCCUGAUCAUUUUCCUGGGAACCACGGGCAACGCGGUGGUGAUCUGGACAGCGGGGUUCCGGCUGCCGGCGACGGUGACGGGCGUGUGGCUGGUGAACCUGGCGGUGGCGGACCUGGUCUUCAGCCUGAGCCGCGUGCUCUCACUGACGCAGCGCCUUUUCUUCGACCACUGGCCCUUCGGCACGCCGCUCUGCAAGCUCAACGGCUUCCUCAAGUACACCAACAUGUUCUGCAGCGUCUUCCUCCUGAGCGUCAUCAGCCUGGACCGGGCACUGUGCGUGUGGCGCCCCCUGCUGGCCAAGCAGCGCCGGACGCAGGGCGCCGCGCGGCUGGUCAGCGUGGGGGUGUGGCUGCUGUCUGUUGCCCUCAGCGCCCCCUUCUCAGCUCAGCGGGAGGCCUACGCAGGCAGGAACAACCUGACCAGGUGCUCCAUGAGGGCCAAGGACACUAAGGACGGGGGCGGGGCCAGGUACACCCUCUACACCCUGCGCUUCCUGUGCGGGUUCCUCCUCCCGUUCCUGGUUAUCCUGGGCUGCUACGGCCUGGCCGCUGUGGGCCUCCAGCGCUCCCGCUUCAGACACAGGUCCAAGCCGCUCCGGAUCCUCGCCUGCCUGGUCUCUGCUUUCUUCCUGUGCUGGGCACCCUACCACUGCCUUCUGCUGGUAAAGAUGGUGAACAGCAGCAGCCAGGCAGUGAAGGUGUGGCUGCCCCUGGCCACGGGGCUGGCCUAUUUAAACAGCUGCAUGAACCCGCUGCUGUACUUCUGCAUGGGGCUGUCCCGGCGUGGGCUCGGGCGCGGGCUGUUCGUGACGUUCCGGAGGGUGCUGGUAGAGGAGGGCGAGGCACCCACAGACACCACCAGGUGGCAGCGGUGCGCAGAGGGUUUGGGGGCCAUGACUCAGGCCACAGCAGCGACUGCAGACUCAGACGUGCAGAUGGCAAUGUUCCGUAACCAUGGAGAAACACAGACGUGA
Molecule: messenger RNA, 1083 nt
Organism: Megalops cyprinoides (Indo-Pacific tarpon)
Lineage: Eukaryota; Metazoa; Chordata; Actinopteri; Elopiformes; Megalopidae
Product: chemokine-like receptor 1
Exons: 1
Coding region: 1-1083 (360 amino acids)
Biological process (GO): complement receptor mediated signaling pathway; phospholipase C-activating G protein-coupled receptor signaling pathway; positive regulation of cytosolic calcium ion concentration
Cellular component (GO): plasma membrane
Molecular function (GO): G protein-coupled receptor activity; complement receptor activity
Source: RefSeq, a predicted model, not a curated record